Molecule: messenger RNA, 1787 nt
Organism: Syngnathus typhle (broad-nosed pipefish)
Lineage: Eukaryota; Metazoa; Chordata; Actinopteri; Syngnathiformes; Syngnathidae
Product: vesicle-associated membrane protein-associated protein B-like
Exons: 6
Coding region: 280-1029 (249 amino acids)
Biological process (GO): endoplasmic reticulum membrane organization
Cellular component (GO): plasma membrane; endoplasmic reticulum membrane
Molecular function (GO): FFAT motif binding
Source: RefSeq, a predicted model, not a curated record
CGUCUCUCCUUUCGUUGCUACGCUAGCAUACUUAGCAAAUUAGCUUCCAGCAGCUGUCACUAGCAAUCAGUCAGUGAGUCAGGCGGGCAGUUUACCCGGUGCCCCUUUCACAUUAUAUCCGUAGUCGUAGUCGCAGUCCGCCCCCUUCUCGCCUCGCAGGAAGCCGCGUACGUCAGUAUUUUUCAUUCCGGAGCCAACCAACUGCAACCUCGCCUCUCCCUGCUACCUGUGAUCCAGAUCGUUGCCUUCGCCGACCCGACAAGGAAGAAGCUCUGGGUCAUGGCCAGACCAGAACAAGUCCUGGUGCUGGAGCCGCAACACGAGCUGAAAUUUCGAGGACCGUUCACAGAUGUCGUCACUGCCACUCUGAAGCUCACCAACCCCACAGAUAGAAAUGUGUGUUUCAAAGUCAAGACAACCGCACCUCGUCGUUACUGUGUUCGCCCAAACAGCGGCAUCAUCGACGCCGGGACCUCCAUCAAUGUUUCUGUUAUGCUGCAGCCUUUUGACUAUGACCCCAAUGAGAAGAGUAAGCACAAAUUCAUGGUGCUCUCCAUGCUGGCUCCCUACGACAUGACUGACAUGGAGAGUGUUUGGAAGGAGGCCAAGCCCGAGGAACUGAUGGAUUCAAAGUUGAGAUGUGCCUUCGAGAUGCCUCUUGAAAAUGACAAAGCGCGUGAGCCUGAAAGCUACCACACUGUGCAUUCCUCUACCUCUUCUGUUAAGUCUGAGUACGUCUCUCCGCCAAAGUCAUCCAGCGCCUCGCUGGACGACGGAGAGGUGAAGAAGAUUAUGGAGGAGUACAAGCGGCUGCAGGCAGACGUGCAGAGACUACAAGAAGAGAACAAACAGAUCAGGGAGAACGAUGGGCUGCGGAAGCGAAAAUUGACGGGGCUUGCGGCCCACUCCCCCUCAUCCUCCGUCAUGGCGUCCUUGGCCACGAGAGACGAAGGCCUGAGCACCCGUGUGCUGGCUCUGUGCGUCCUCUUCUUCGUCAUCGGUGUCAUCAUCGGCAAGCUGGCCCUGUAGACGCACAGACAGACUACACCGUGAUGGACGAAUGGACAGACAGAUGGAUGGCAUGGACGGACACGUGUCAUUGACGGCAACAUGAGGAAGUCUUCUUGGCUUUACAUUUUCUCUUGUUCUUAUUGUUAACCCUCAAGGCAAUAUUGUUCUGGCUCGUCAUGGCAGAGCUAAAAAGAAACCUUUGAAUGUGUUCUGAGAAAACAAAGAAGCUAAACCGUGACUUUUCUGUCUUUCUUUUUUUUUUUUUUUUUCCUGUGUGUGAAAUGAUCACCUUCAUUUCCAAUGACUCCGUCCUUAGCUCUCAAUCCUUACGAGCUUGCACGGGAAACAAUUAGUGGUGAUGUGGCUCAAGGCUUCCAUUGAUUCCCGACUGAUGACACUUAAAACCAACACAUUCUCUUAUUACUGAUAAUACACACAGAGCUUGAACACUAGUGAAGUGAGCAUUUAUAUUCUGGACUUCCAACUUUGUGUGUGUGUUUGUGUAUUGUGGGAGAGGGUGGAUGUUUGCAAAAGAAAAGCACAUGUCAGAUAUCCUGUUAUAAGUUAUUGGGGGUUUUGUUCAGUAUCUGCUAUCAGAACCAUAAAGAGAAUACCUUCUAGUCAUAUGAUUAAAAAAAAUCUAUUCGGUUUUCCCAGACUGCACUUUGCCAGCAAUGGCCCUCCACUUGUGUGCGGAAAGAGUGUAGCCGCCAACUCGUUAAACUUCAUGCAAAACCAAUGUGGACGUUUUCAAUAAACACUUGUAUGCAACAACA